Messenger RNA from Triticum aestivum (bread wheat), 1280 nucleotides. RefSeq names its product putative SNAP25 homologous protein SNAP30. Gene Ontology annotation, cellular component: plasma membrane; SNARE complex. Gene Ontology annotation, molecular function: SNAP receptor activity. NCBI's taxonomy places the organism in Eukaryota, Viridiplantae, Streptophyta, Magnoliopsida, Poales, Poaceae. The record is from RefSeq and is a predicted model, not a curated record. Bases 33 to 992 code for a protein of 319 amino acids. The transcript is spliced from 6 exons.
AACAUGACGCCGGGUAAUCCGAGAUUAUAAAAAUGCGAUUUGCGAGGCAAGAAGGUCUGCAACUGUCCUGGAAGAAAAGGACAUCCUCCUUGCCUCCAACUCCAGUUCUGCCGCCCAGCCCAGGAAAAAGCAGGCGGCCGGCAACCUCUCCGCACCCUCGUCGCGCGCCUCCUCUCCUCUCAGGAAAGAUGCCCGUGUCAAGCGUCGCAAAACCUUUGUCCUCUAAACCAAAUCCGUUCGAUUCCGACUCAGACUCUGAAUUUACCUCGAGGCGUGCAAGAGCAUCAUCUUCCAACUCAGUUGAUCCUGGCGCCAAUGGCCGAUACAAGAAUGGCUUCCGCGAUUCAGGCGGGUUCGACAACCAAUCCGUGCAAGAGCUGGAGGGCUACGUUGCACACAAGGCCGAGGAGGUCACUCAGAAAGUGAACGUCUGCCUUCGGCUCGCUGAAAACAUCAAGGAGGAUGCUACCAACACUAUGAUCGCCCUGCACAAGCAGGGUCAACAAAUGAAUAGGACCCAUGAAACCGCUGCGAACAUUGAUCAGGACCUUAGCAGGAGUGAGACACUUCUGGGAAGCCUUGGAGGGUUUUUCUCAAAAACCUGGAAGCCCAAGAAAACCAGGCAAAUAAAGGGACCAGCAGUUAUCUCGAGAGAUGAUCCCUUCAAAAGAAGGGCUAACCACCUAGAGCAGAGAGAAAAAUUAGGAUUGUCUUCAAGCCCCGUAGGGAAGUCGGAUCCUCAGAAGUAUUCUGAUCCUACCAACGCCAUGGAGAAGGUUCAGGUGGAGAAAGAUAAGCAAGACAAUGCCCUUUCUGAUCUUAGCGAUGUCCUGGGACAGCUCAAGGGCAUGGCUCUCGACAUGGGCUCAGAAAUCGAUAGAUACGUGCUUCAUCGACUUCAGUUCACCAUAUCUUAUUUCAUUGGCCAACAGGGCAAAACAAAGCCAUGGACGGUCUACAAGAUGAUGUGGAGGAACUCAACUCCAGGGUGAAAGGAGCCAACCAGCGUGCACGCCGUUUGCUUGGGAAAUAAUAUUGCCUCGAAAAUGUAUGAGUGCAGUCUUGGUAUGUGAGGUUGCAGAAUCAAAACAUGGCUGCUGCUGCUGCCGCUGCCUUGCUAAGCAUACCCUUGUAACUUCUCUUGGGAAGGAAAAGUAUCCUUGCAAGUUGCAACAUUGCCCCCAAAAUACGUAUGUGGUGCACACAUAUAAUCAUCUAUUUUCCAUAGUUUGUGAUCAACCAAAUUGCUCAGAGAUUUUGAAAGCAACAUCAACUAUCUG